AUGACAGCACGUCAAUCUAAUGCAAAGAGAUUUACGACACUGCAACAUCUCUGCAUGUUGGCCCUUAUCAAAGCUGGAAAAAAGUAUACCACUUUGCGCAAAAUACUGGGCAUACCCGUCGCACAUAUAGCACAAAAGUUAUUUGAAUUUAAAGUCAGCAAAUCGUUAGUCUUGAUAAAACUUAAACGGACUUUUGCCGAUGGAUCUUACAUGCAGGCUAUAGCAUGUGGAUACCAUCUGGCAAAGAGGGAAUUCGUCUUCGGACACUUCGCAGGGAUGGCGUCAGACAAUAUCAGAUCAAGAAUCAAUUGGUCAGAAUCUAUGAAGAUUAAAGAGGCAAUCAAGGCUAUUUCAAUGACAUUUGCAGAACCAAAACCGCUGCGAAGACGAUACUUUAUACUGGACACAGAAGAGAGGCUGCAAAGUGAAACGCGCUUACUUUACUACCAUGUUGCAGUAUGGCUAUCAAGAUACUGGAAUCAACUAGGCUUGACGAAAAACGAUAUUAGACAAAUAGUAAAAUUCAAAAAGCACUAUAGAGCUUUCCGUUCACUGAAGAAACAAGAUGCGAGACAACCUCUGCUUGAAUUUCUUCCUGGCAGCCUUGGGGAAGGCAUUGGCUAGAGCUUUUCUGGUGCACAGGCGUUAUUAGCCUUUCUUAUGGUUUCCAAACUGCAACUGCAAAGGCUGCAUACCCUCUUGCUGUGGAGCUUUACGUUAUCCUCUGUGAGUGGCAAAAACCUUUACAGAGCCGUUUUAAACUUCAAAUCGAAGUUUAAAUGUGGUCGCAGACGAGCAUUCACAGUUUUUUUAUCAGAAGCAUUGUCAGUAAUUCUUCAUAUGAAUUUCUUAUCAUCAUCUGAGUAACCUUAGAGGUAAAGAUUAUCUCUAACACGUGCUUCUAUGAUACGAGAGUCUCCAGUUCACCUUCAAUAAGAGUUGAACAAUCUCUUUUGUGGAAGAUUUAACUGCAAUGCUGGUAUUGAUGUAAUAUUUCCAUGAUUUUUAGGUUUGAAAUUCGUACACUCUCUAUUUUCUUUGAAGUAGCACGAUGGUUUAAAAUUCUUCAUGAAUGGUAACUCGUCAAUGUUGUCGCAUCAACAUUGUUCCUGUGUCACAUCAAAUUUGCCCAACAUAAGUGAAGCGAUGCAUCUCGAUUUCAGCGUUUCUCUCUUCUUUCUAUCCCUAUACGAGUGUUGCAUCCCUAUACGAGUGUUGCUUUCUUGAAUAUUUACUUUUCUCAUGAUGUUUCAAAUCAAAGCGUCCUCUUCUAGCAUCGUACAAUCAUGUUAACUUAAAUGACAUGAAAAAUUGUCUCUUUAUUUUAGUGCAACGAGAGAACCCAUUUCCUUUACGGAUAUCGAUAAUCUGACUCUUGAGUAUCGCAAAAAAUAUCUUGCUUCGAAAAAGCCAUAGCAUUUUGCCAACUUGGUCUUUCAAGCACUGCAGACGGUGCCAAAGACUGCUUGUUAACAGGCAUUUUCAAAUUAGCAAUGUGAAGUAGCAAUUCAAAAUACCUUUCAUUAACGAGAAACUUCUUUGUAGUGGAGAUCACUGCUGGUUACAGAAAGGAUGAUGCAAGAAUUGUAACGAUGUGUGCUUUACAUUUGGUUGACAUUGAAACAUGUCCACUGAUCCCGUGUAAAAUGAAGGCUCACUUUCUAGAAGGCUCAAAACGUAGAGACAACUUCCAUGUUUUCAUGACAACAUAGAGUUGUUUACACGACAACAUUCUUAAUACCUCGCUAUGAAGGGUCUUACUGAUGCUUUCAGAUUUUUUAUGAAUCCAGAGAGCGAUUUUCUUGGCACAUUUUGCAAACAUCAUUGAUGGUUGCAGUUAACACUACACAAAUUAGACACACAUCACCUACUUAUCAUCUAUGGCAUUGAGUCCUUAUCGAUAUUGCUUUUUGCAAAUUCAUAUAUCGUUAUUCACCUUAUCACGAUACUUUAAAAUGAGACCUGUGAAUGUUCGACUAAUACACCCAAACAGCCUUUUUAUAUUUAUUGAUUUCCAAAUUCAUCUACGCAAGGUUAUGGCGAUAAUUCGCUAUAUUCACAAACGAGCAUGGAAAUGAAGGGACAGUAACAGAUAGUUACCUUCAUAUUUUGCAUUGUAACAGCCUACAGCCCACACACUAAAGCACGGUAACACCUCGUUACUCAUAUCCCUCACCAUAAGAACUGAGUAUAUACAACUCAAGAAGUUAUGACGUUACAGUCUUCUACACACUACUUACAAGCUACAACUUACAAACCUGGCUGUUCUUUUUUAGUAGAAUCACUGUUCCAUCAUCAGUCUCAAAUUCACCAUAGUCUGUUAGACAACGUACCUUAAAGGAAAGCAAAGAAUGAAAUUCUCAGAACCGCCUCUCCUCUAACAAAGUUGAUGACGGGCGGUGCGCAAUUUUUGAACCCCUGGUUACGUGAAAAUUGAAGUCUGUUGGAGUUUGUCUGACAAUCACCUACAAGCUUGAUCUCUCUUAAAUAGGUCAAAUCAGCCUAUCAUAUCUAUUCAUAAAGGACCUUUCUACAUCAAGAGAAAUUCAUCAAACGCAUUCACUCUUUUUUAUUACUGGAUAUCCAGCAUAUCGAAUUACAUACACAGAUGAUCAAAGUAAGAAGCUCAAUUCACUUUGACUAUCCUACAUGAUGGGACAUUUAAUGAAAAUUACUGUUUACCAGUCUGCCAUAAAGUACUCGAUGCCGUUUAGGAAGAGAUGUACACGUUAUUUGGUGUAUAGAACAGGACGGCUUUAAGCUGUUAGAGUUUGACGCUUAAUGAGGUCAUCAGGCAACUGUCGCUUAAUGUGAUGGGAAAUUUAUAUCUUUUUCAAAAGUUGAUGGAAUAAACAAUACUAACCUCUAUAUAUAGC
Molecule: messenger RNA, 2876 nt
Organism: Rhopilema esculentum
Lineage: Eukaryota; Metazoa; Cnidaria; Scyphozoa; Rhizostomeae; Rhizostomatidae
Source: RefSeq, a predicted model, not a curated record